AUUUUUUUUUCAAACUUCAAAUGUAAACUAUUUCUUUAACGAUGACAAAUAGUGAACACUUUCUCUAAAGUACUGUCAGCGACUGUAGUUAUCAAACUGACGUUUAUUUUGAAACAAAUAUAGCGGAAGCAGCGAGCUUACGUCAAAGUGUUGAGUUGGCUUCGGAGGUUGGCGCAUAUAUUGCCGUUAUGUUGGAGUAAACAACAACAAAAGCUGAAGGUUUUAUGUUGAGACAUGGAGACAAUAGAAGAGAGCACCGUGGUUAAACGAAGCAGUUCGGAGCAGAGGAAGCUGCGUUCUCGUGAUGCAGCCAGAUGCAGGCGAAGCCAAGAGACGGAAGUGUUUUAUGAGCUCGCUCGCACACUUCCGCUCCCUCGCAGGGUGUCCACCCAUUUGGACAAAGCUGCCAUCAUGAGGAUCGCUCUCAGCGUCCUGCGUAUGCAGCGCCUUCUGAGAUCUGGUGAGAAGUCAGGUGAAACCAAAAAGGAGUCGGCUGAGGAUGAUAUGAAGCAAGAGCAGCAGCAGCAGCAGGAGGAAGAGGAGGAUGAGGAAGAGGAGGAUGAGAUGGAUGUGUUCUAUCCACAGGCGCUGGCCGGUUUCGUCAUGGUGCUGACAGAAGAAGGAGACAUGAUCUUCCUGACAGAAAAUGUCAACAAACACAUCGGCGUCACUCAGUUGGAGCUGCUGGGUCAGAGUGUGUAUGAGUUUGUCCAUCCCUGUGACCAGGAGGAGCUCAGAGAUCUGCUGGCUCCACGUCCAGGAUUAAGUAAGAAAUCAGCCAAAGAGCAACCAACUGACAGGAACUUUUUCCUGCGAAUGAAAAGCACAUUGACCAGCAGGGGGCGCACGGUCAACAUCAAGUCUGCUACAUGGAAGGUUCUUCACUGCACUGGUCACAUGCGUCCCUUUGGUGGCAGCUCCACAGCGCCUCCUGCAGCCAGAGUGAUGACUGUGCUGUGUGAGCCCAUUCCUCAUCCGUCCAGCGUGGAGUUUCCUCUGGAUACGUGCACCAUCCUCACCCGCCACAGUAUGGACCUGCGCUUCACCCACUGUGAGGGCAGGGUUUCAGAGUUAGUAGGAUACAAACCGGAUGAUCUGAUUGGACGCUCGGCCUAUGAAUUUCAUCAUGCGCUCGACUCUGACCAUGUCAACAAAAGCCUGCACACAUUGCUGACGAAAGGUCAGGUGAUCACCAGCCAGUACAGAUUCCUGACCAACAAUGGCGGUUUCGUCUGGGCUGAAACGCAGGCCACCGUCCUCUACAGCAACAAGACGUCGCAGCCAGAGGCCGUCGUCUGCCUCAACUUCAUACUCAGUGCCAUCGAGCAGCCAGACACUGUUUUCUCAGUGGAGCAGAUCAGAUGUGGCGCGGUGCUCAAGGAUGAACCUCUCUCACCAGCACCUGCAGCAGAGGCCUUUGAGAUCUCUGAUCCUGAAGAGGAGCCUCUGAGCAGCUCCGCCCAGACUGAGGAUGCCGGUUCAAAUCCCAGCAACGCUGCAGAGCUCCUGAACAAGCCAGAGAAGCCAGAUGAGGUUCAGUUGGCCUCUGAGAACAACGACACCGACAGGAGAACAGCAGGAUUUGUGGAGCUGUCGUUCAUCAGUUCACCUACUCUGACCUCGGUGCCCGACCACCCUGAGAAACUCUGCACCCCACAGCUGCUGCAACUCCUCACACCCAUCUUUGACCCCCUGACCCCGCCCCCGUCCACCUCACCGGCCCCAGCAGACAAUUCUGCUCUGAGCUCCGGUGAGGUGGAGAUGUUACCAAGUGAGGUGGAGAAGCAUUUUGCCAUUUGUCCAACAGAUGAGCAACAGGAAGGAAACAUGCUGGAGAACAUGGAUGAAAUGGAUCUGGAAAUGUUGGCCCCUUACAUCUCCAUGGACGAUGACUUCCAGCUCACCUACUUAAAGGAUAGGAAGACAGCUUGUUCUCGUUAUGUUUGUAGAAUUUUAAAACUUUUGUCUCUCUGUGUCUUCAGGACUCACAGUGCAGAUGAGGACACACUGUCCGUGCUGUUUCAGGACAAGAGGCAGAAACAAGAGGCCAUGUCAACAGAAGAGGACAUUUUUCUCAGCCACAAAAUGCUGGACAGUCUGGAGCAAACCGACCAAUCGGAUAUUUUGCUAGACUCGGGACCAAGUGGGCGGAGUCACCUCCUCACAGACAGGGACCCUGUGUUAGGAGGCAUACAGGGCCUGUGUGAUACUGCAGCUCUGAUCAGAGAUUUGUUCAAACCACGGUGUCGUGGGCUGUCGCCGCCACUGUCACCCCUGACCUGACAGAAGAGCUGUUGAUCUAUGGGACGGCGGGACUGCCAACACAGCAGCCAGACGGAACAAAUAUAAAAAUGUACCACGCCAUAAACAUGUAAAGUCAUGACGAAUACGGACUCACACAUGCUGUAUGCUGUAAUCAUGCUGAAGGGUUUAGCAGACCUCACUGCAUGUAGCUAAACCAGUAGAGGUCACUGAUGUGUUCCUAUCUGUCUCCUAUCAUUAACCAGAGUCGGUGAUGUUCCUUUUCUCCUUCUCAAAUAUUGCACACACUCUUCAUGUCACAUGGUUUCCUGCGUCAUUUUGGGGCCUUGUGUCAUCAGUCUGUUCAAAAAAGAACCAGCAGGUGGUGCUAAAUGUGUGAAAGAUUCAACUGUGCUGCAUGUGUUAAAACAGUCAGGUGAACCUGUGCAGCUAAUGUCCUAAUCUGUUUUGGUGCUUAUAUAUAAUCAUGUAAGGCAGGAACUCCCAGAAUUCUCGGUUGACCUUUGACGAGGUUGUUCCUUUCAUUUUUUAAAAAAAAAAUUGCUCUCACUGCCUUAAACAACCGAAACAAUCGAAGCAUCUUGCGAAUAUCAGUGGCAUCGUUUUGCAGUGGCAUAUUUUUUAUACACCCGUGCUAAACCAUUUUUUUAAAACAAUGCAUCUAGCAGACAUUCUCAACUGUGAAAUUGAUCUUCGUGUUAACUUUAGUGUUAACGUGUUUGUUGCGCUGAGGUAUGUAACACAGUGGGCGAGGCUUAUAUCGAACACUCCCUCUGAGCUAAGGCAAGGUUAUAGAGGAAGUGUUAGAUGCAGAAAUGUUUGUUUUUAAUUCUCGUGCACCUUUUAAUUCAAUGUUUAAACCAUAAUCAUGACCUUUCAGCGCAGACACAGUUAGUACGAGCUUAUUAAACACUAUUACUCAUGUAUUUUGUCUUAAGUUUUAUAUAUAACAGCUGAGUAGAGUAGAGUAGUAUUUCUCAGCAGUACACUUUUUUCAUCCUACUUUGCUUAUUUUACUACAUGAGCGUUAAAGCUACCUUAAUGUGAAAUUCAAUUUGACUUCUUGUUUACUUCAAAAAGCCACAGCUUUUUCCUAGCUGUCUCCAACCCCUCCUCUCACCUUGUGAUUAACAUUUCAAUAACAAACUGUUACCUGUAACAUUUGCUCUGAAUGUUUCUGGUGAUUUGAAAUGAUUUGAAAAAAAGUUAAAUAUUGUUUUCAUUUUUUAUGUUUAUCCUGUUUGCAUUCUUAAACUAAAUAAACCUCUUGGAGCAAAAACUG
Molecule: messenger RNA, 3544 nt
Organism: Cynoglossus semilaevis (tongue sole)
Lineage: Eukaryota; Metazoa; Chordata; Actinopteri; Pleuronectiformes; Cynoglossidae
Gene: hif1al
Product: hypoxia inducible factor 1 subunit alpha, like
Exons: 15
Coding region: 235-2283 (682 amino acids)
Biological process (GO): cellular response to hypoxia; regulation of transcription by RNA polymerase II
Molecular function (GO): RNA polymerase II transcription regulatory region sequence-specific DNA binding; protein dimerization activity; DNA-binding transcription factor activity, RNA polymerase II-specific
Source: RefSeq, a predicted model, not a curated record